This is a messenger RNA of Brugia malayi, 579 nucleotides long. Its product is annotated as TB2/DP1, HVA22 family protein. The transcript is spliced from 4 exons. Bases 1 to 579 code for a protein of 192 amino acids. The record is from RefSeq and is a predicted model, not a curated record. Lineage: Eukaryota; Metazoa; Nematoda; Chromadorea; Rhabditida; Onchocercidae.
AUGGAAAGCACAAAAAUAUUGGAAGUAGCAGGCGGUGAUCAGUGGCCAGAUCAAAAACGUGAUAUUAAGAAUAAAGGAACAAUAAUCAGCUCACUGGAUGAUCUAAAAAUGAUUUUCCACAAUCUAUUAUAUCCGAAAGACAAUAAAGCAGUUGAUCAGGCAUUCCAACAGCUAGAACAGAAGACACAUUUGGAAAGAGAAAAGAUAGCUUAUGCUGUCAUUGCUCUUGCUGGAUUAUAUAUGGUCUUUGGAGCAUUUGCUAGAUUGGUGUGUAAUUUUAUUGGUUUCGCAUAUCCAGCAUAUGCUUCUGUCAAGGCCAUUCGAACUGCUCAAAAAGAUGAUGAUACUCACUGGCUUAUUUAUUGGACAGUAUUCUCAGCUUUUUCAUUGAUUGAUUUCUUUGCAGAAUUAAUAUUGUGCUAUUUUCCUGUUUAUUGGAUCAUCAAGGCAUUAUUCAUGCUUUACCUGUAUCUGCCGCAGACCUAUGGUGCGAUAGUUUUGUACAAUCGAUUUUUGGAUCCAGCGAUUACAAAAGUGGAUGCUUUGCUAAAGCAGUAUAUGACAGAGAAAAAAGAAUAA